This is a messenger RNA of Mesorhabditis spiculigera, 711 nucleotides long. Lineage: Eukaryota; Metazoa; Nematoda; Chromadorea; Rhabditida; Rhabditidae. The record is from the annotation of a GenBank genome assembly.
AUGUUUGGAACUGGAGGAAUGAAGGUACGCUAUAUCAAUCAAACAUCUUCAAUCGCCGGCACGAUCGCUGAGAAGUACAAAUCCCUUCACAACCAUAUGGGCGGAAAAACGGACAUUUGUAGUGGAAUUCCAAGCGAACGCGACACGAUCAAGCAGUUCAGCUGGGAUGAUAGUGUCGAGUGGAGGAAGACGGAUACGAUGCUUGUCCAAACUGGCUGCUGCUACGAGAAUGGCGGUGAGAGCAAACUGUGGGCGGAGAACGAGCCGGCAAUUGUCGGAUCGUUACUGGCAAGAACGAGGGGAAUGUUGGUGCAUACGGAUGCGAGGAGUGGCUCAAUCAUUGACUCGGUUGGGAAGGAGCGUGAGCUGGUCAAAGGCUCAAUCUUCAUCCCACUCGCCAACGGACGCUACGUGUUCAGGCUGAAGAAGGAUGGCGAAUUCUGGACAGACGUCUCCGCGGAGAUCUCUGACGCUAUCCCAUUCCAUAUUCGAGAAAUCGGCGCUCGUGGCGGGAUGAAUUUGGCGUUGAUUGCGAUGUUCGCCUUGGUGCUGCUGUUGAUUUGCUGCUUCAUCGUACGUGGCCGAUUCGUCGGGUUCUUCAACCGGAAGGGAUUGUUCCCAGGUGGAAGGGGACGAGAUGGCUUUGAGCGAAUUCCCCUCUACGAACAGGACGACGACGACGAGGAUACCGUAGUCGACAUGCACAAGUUG